Messenger RNA from Glycine soja, 1147 nucleotides. RefSeq names its product rho GDP-dissociation inhibitor 1-like. Gene Ontology annotation, biological process: Rho protein signal transduction. Bases 287 to 997 code for a protein of 236 amino acids. NCBI's taxonomy places the organism in Eukaryota, Viridiplantae, Streptophyta, Magnoliopsida, Fabales, Fabaceae. The record is from RefSeq and is a predicted model, not a curated record. Gene Ontology annotation, molecular function: Rho GDP-dissociation inhibitor activity; protein binding. The transcript has 5 exons. Gene Ontology annotation, cellular component: cytoplasm; membrane; cytosol.
AUUAGUAGUGGUUCCGUACCAACUUUAUUCCAACCGUUUUUCGUUACCUUCAUUUUCAGGCCCACAUUCACCGUGUCACACUGUUCCCUUAUCUCAAAUUCAACUACUAGUAAUUGCUUACACAUAAUAAACCUCUGAAUUGUAACCUGUAGGCUCAAUUUCAUUGGCAAGAGGCAUAUAGAAUUAUCCUCAAAGAAUAGCCAAGAGGGGUCUUAAUUUGGCACAACUUGGAAGUGCUACCAAUUGAGUUUGAGACACCACUGUGUCUGUGAUUUUGAGGUUUAGAAUGUCUGCUGCUGUGUCUGCAACCAAGGAUGUUCCCUUCAAUGCUCAUCUGGAGGAAGAUAUCAAAAACAAAGGAAGCAACAAGGUUGUUGGGGAAGCAGACCGGCUUCCUUACAAUGAUGAUGCCGAAGGAACUGAUUCAGAGACAGAGGAAGACCCCAAGUUGGAAUUGGAUCUUGGUCCUCAGUUUUCCCUCAGGGAACAGCUUGAGAAAGAUAAAGAUGAUGAGAGUUUGAGAAAAUGGAAGGAGCAACUUCUGGGAGGUAUUGAUGUGUCUGCUGUUGGAGAAAACAAAGAGCCAGAAGUGAAGAUAGUGAGCCUCACCAUAAUAUGUCCAGGGAGGCCUGACCUCAUUCUGCCAAUUCCAUUUACUUCUGAAUCUAAGAAUAGUAUCUUCACCCUUAAGGAAGGAAGUCAAUAUCGCUUGAAAUUCUCCUUCACUGUCUCCAACAACAUUGUUUCUGGCCUCAAAUACACCAAUGUUGUUUGGAAAACUGGGCUUAGAGUGGACAACACAAAAAAGAUGUUGGGAACUUAUAGCCCAAGCCAGGAACCAUAUACAUAUGAAUUGGAAGAAGAAACUACCCCUUCGGGGUUGUUUGCUAGGGGAACCUAUUCAGCAAGAACCAAGUUUGUAGAUGAUGAUCACAAAUGCUACUUGGAUACUAGUUACCACUUUGAAAUUCAGAAGAAUUGGUCUACACCCAUCUAAGAUUCAAUCUUAAGUAAUUUAUUGGCGGAUUUUCUUCCUUUGUCAUGUUGUAUCUUUCUGGGCAGAUUGCAAUCCAACUUUUUGUUUAUUAAUAUAGAUAGUCAAUUGUGCACAUGCAUGCUACAUGAUGGUGCUAAUCCUCUCCUUCUA